AUGCUUACUUUUAAAGUUAUAUUACUUGCAGAUACAUGCUUAUGUUUGUUUUUAUUAAUAAAAAAAUAUAUUUUUCAAGAAUUUAUGGUGAAGCCAAAAAGUCAGGCUGUUGUAUACAAUGGAAGCAUAAUUCUAAACUGUGAAGCCAGGCUGGUGUCUUCCCCUACGGAGCAGCUGUCCUACGCUUGGUAUCUAAAUGGGGGACCACGGCCCCAGGGUAGCUCUAUAUUUGUCAACAACUCCCUCCUUAUACAGAACAUACACGAGGCAGAACUAGGAAACUACACCUGUGCUGUAUCCUCCAGUGAUGGCAUCUCACAGUUAGCCGUGUCACCUCCAGCUCAAAUCAUACAUGCAUAUAUCCGUUCAUUCGUGAUAAAUCCAAAUGGUGUGACAGUGACUGAAGGAGACACGAUAACCUUGGACUGUGUUACCGGGGAAAGCUCGCCACCCCCUGAGAUCUUCUGGGAGAAAGAUGGUGUCCUCUUCAGGGGUGGAUCCCAGUACAAUGCCACAUAUAAAAGUGCCUCCUCCCUGGGUUUUGUGCAGCAGUUCAGCAUGAAGCUGGUCCUGGUGGCCACACCUGAGCAUAGUGGGAAGUAUAACUGCGCUGCUAGGAACGGAAUGCUGGGAAUAUAUGUUAGAAGUUUACAAGUGUUUGUAGGAGUUACAGCAUUUGAGUUUGCAGCAAGGGUGGACUUAAACCUAUAUAAGAGGGAUAUUUUGACUCCAAAGGACCAGCCCUUUGUGCUGGACUGCCCAGUAAUUGGAUACCCCUCCCCAGUCAUUAGCUGGAGAAAGGGACAAGUGCCCCUAACCCCAGUCACCACUAACCACACCCUUCUGUCUAAUGGUAGUCUCUACUUUGAGUCCUUUCAGUUGGAGGACCAGGGAUACUAUAUCUGCGAGGGGAUAAACAAACUAGGAAAGGAUAUAUCACCUGACAUUGUACUACAGGCAGCUUAUAUUGACUUUGAAUUUUCUCGACAUCCAACUUCAAAAUAUGCCAUAGCAGGCCUGCCUACCACCCUCCCUUGUUCCCCUCCCACUUCUAAUCCCCCCGCCAAAGUCACAUGGUAUAAGAACAACCAGCCAUUGACCAACAAGUUCAAUAACAACAGUAAGACUGUGUUAAUCAUGGACCCUGACAAUGGGGUAUGGGACCUGUUUAUAGCUGAUGUACAGCGGAUACAUGAGGGGCAGUACUUCUGUGUUGCUGAGAACGUGUUUGCUGUUCCGUCCUCUAGAACCUCAAAAGUUGCCACACUUAGAGUAGGAGGAGCACCUACAUUUGUGCAGCCCCCUUUGAGUCAGUCAGUUGUCAAAGGUCAAGGUCUUGUGCUAAUAUGUCUGGUUAAGGGAGAUCCCGAGCCAGAAAUAACCUGGUUGUUCAAUGGACAACCGGUCACAGAUGGAGCUUAUACAACAGCCUUCAGCAUGAAGAACCAGGAACUACACAUUGCCAAUGUAAAUAAGGCAUGGGAGGGCUAUUUCACCUGUAGAGCCAAUAAUUCUUAUGGAAAAUCUGAGGCAAUGGCCUAUGUCACUGUUAAAGUCCCGGUGGUAAUUACUAAGCCAGUGGUCAAUUUGACGGUAACCAUUAACAACCAGGUGUUUUUGCCUUGUGAAGUCUAUGGAGACCCAGUUCCAAAUGUGACUUGGUACAAAGAUCAGGCCCCUCUGUCCCUCACCAGUCGAGUCCGUCAGACGGUGGAUGGAUUGUUUAUUAACGAUGUUAAUUUGACUGAUGGGGGAACUUACACCUGUCUGGCGAUGAAUGAGGCAGGCACUGCUCAAUCCUCAGGAAUACUGGCUGUGCAGGCUCCACCAGUGUUUAAGGUGAUGCCAAAGAAUGUCACCGUGGUGAUAGGUGGUGCUGCUAACUUCACAUGUAGUGUAGACAGUCAUCCUGCUUCAACUAUUGUGUGGAAAUUUAAUGACACCAAUCUUCUGCCUGAUGGAGUAUUUGUUAACCUAGACAACAGUGUACAGAUCGCCAUGGUAACCUGGCAACACGUGGGAAAAUACACAUGUGUGGCCUCCAAUGUUGUGGGUUCAGAGAGCAUGUCGGCAAAACUUUCUCUUCAAGUGCCUCCAAAAGUUAAAUAUAUUCAAGGAGAUUUAAUAGUUGUAAGAAACCGGGCCACCACCUUAACCUGUAAAGCCGAGGGGAUCCCUGCCCCACGAAUCAGCUGGUACAGACGAGGAUCCGAGAUUCUCUCCACUGCGGAUGGGAGGAUUGUAGUGACCAGUGAAAGACAACUCCUCAUUAAGGUUGCUAAUGCAGGGGAUGAAGGUGACUACACGUGUUCUGCUGUCAAUGACGCAGGAUCAGAUCAAGCAGAAGUCUCUAUCCAUGUUGUGCAGCCACCUUUACCACCGACUUUGUUGGACCCCAUAGCAACAUCAGCAACCUCUGUGACCUUGAGAUGGACACCGGUCACUCAGAACUGGUACACUUCAGUGACCCACUACAUAGCAUACUACAAACAAAGGUACUUCAUAUUAAUCCAUUAUAGAGCAUAAGAUAUAUAUGUAGGAGCCAAUGAUGUGUCUCAUAAUGUACAGGGUCUGCAGUCUGGGGUGGAGUACUUGUUUGUGGUAACAGCCACAAAUCAGGCAGGGGAGGGAGAAUUUUUAUAGACACUGAACAAAAUUUCUUGCAGAAAAACUUUUAAUUUUGCAGAUCCAUCAAGUCCAAGAAAUGUACGUGUAAGUAAUGUGGGACCCAGCUCCAUCACAGUCAGCUGGGAGGUUCCAGAAACCACCAAUGGAAUCAUUCAGAAGUACCAGAUCUGGUAUCAAAUCAGCCAAUCAAAUGAAGAGCCAGAGAGAAUUCAGGUUCAGGCCCCUACCACUUCCUAUACUGUGACAGGGCUACUAGCUUACACUGAGUACCAGUUUAAUGUCAGGGCAGCCACAGUGGAGAAAGACGUGGAUCUAUGGGGAAAUUUCUCCUCCAUGGUGGUCACUAGAACAGAGGCAGCAGUUACAGAGUUAGAGAGAUCACUCACAUACACUGUAAAUGCCUGUGAAGCACGAACAGCCCUACCCAGUAAUGAACAUAAUGGCCCCCUGAAAUUCUACCAUAUUAGAUACAAGUCUACGGCACCUUCUUCUGGCUUUUCUGAGGUGAAGAGCGUUAAUUUUACUGAGACAUCAGGGAUGAUAAAUAACCUUCAACCCUGGACAGAGUAUGCUAUUACCAUAGAAACAGAGAAUGUGGCAGGAAGAGGUCCCCCCAGUUCAGGGGUCAAAGUUCGUACUUUUGCACUAGCCCCUAGUAGUCCCCCAACAAAUAUCAGACUCACAGCAGUGUCCAGCAGUGUAGUCAAUAUACAGUUUAAGUUACCUGACCCCUCCACUUGGAAUAGUGACAUUUCUGGUAUAGUGGUGGAGGUCCAGAAGGAUGGUGAGAAAACAUCAAGGGAGGUCACUCUUCCCACGACACCAGGUUCUCUCCCAUACAACAUCAGUGACCUUGAGCCCUGGACUUUAUACAGUGUUAGAGUGGCACUAUACACGACUCAGGCAGACAAUGGAACAGGGCCCUGGAGUGAUUGGAGACUAGUCCAAACUCAACAGUCAGUACCAGACAAGGUUGGACAGUUUGGUUACCAAGGCACCCCGACCAGUAUAACAGUUUACUGGUCCCCUCCCCUCAAACCUAAUGGAGUCAUUGAUUUGUAUGUAGUGAAGCAUUACCCUUUACCAAACGGACAGACAAACAGACAGAGUGGUCUCACUGAAUCAGCAGAAGCUUACUUGUCACCUUUUCCCUAUCCAGUUAUAUAUAAUGCUUGUGAUUCUCUGACUUAUUUAAAUUCUUCUUAUUCAUCAAUCAUGGAUGACAUUCUUCAGGAGAUUCUGGAAAAUAAAGAUUCCGAUAUGAUGAACAAUUUCUCUGCAUUUGUUUCGAAAGUUGCAGGUCUUCAUUUGACCUUGAAUAAUGUUACAGAUGAGAAGAAUUUUAAUAUGAGCCUUGGUAUAAUCAGUGAUUCAUUCAGUCAACUGGAUUUGAAUGCAUUGACUUGGAUGUCUGCCUGGAAUAGAUCAGUAUUUGAUCUUUGCAGUGAUUUACUCUGGGUCAGAAAUGGUCUGAUAUACCAAAAUACAACAGGGACCCGUACUGUCUUGAGAGACCUGCAGCCCUCCAUGGAAUAUGUCGUGGGAAUAUCAGCCGUCAACUCCAAAGGAGAGGGCAAGGUUUCCAUACACACUGCCAAAACUGAUUCUCUUCCCCCACCUCCAGCACCACCAAACACCACAGAAGGUACCACCGCUUACACCACCACUGUCCUCGGUAACUCCCUGCCCCAGGGUCAGGAGGACAAACUGCCGGUGUACUUAGGGGGCGCUGCAGCAGGGGCGAUACUGGUCAUCUUCAUACUGGCCAUAGUUCUGUGUGUCUGUAUCAAGGAGAGAGAGAGGCAGAACCUGGUAGCUUAUGGAAACUUUGAAACAAGGUCUUCUGAAGGGAAGUUUGGUGAAAUGCCCAGAGACAGAUCAGGAAGCUUAUCAACCAAAGAUGCUACUGAGGAUAAUAACAACAGAGAUACUAGACACUCCACAUCUAGAAUCCACUUUCUGGGGGACGCAGUUAAAUAUGGUACCAACUCCUCAGUAUCUGAAACACAGAGCUAUGGUCAUCUGAAGGAGAGCCAAUCAGUGGCUGCCUCAUCCACCUUCCCAGGAAUCCGAAUCCACAAGCCAGACUCAACAGGUAUAGAGAAUCCGUCCUACAGGCAGGGAGUGUUAGACCCCGGGGGUGAGUGGCGACCAGACAGGGAAUCUAUCUGUGUGUCCAUGGAUCUCUCUGCCGAGGAGGUCUACUCCAGGGCCUCCACUCUGCAAAGGAAAGGCCAACUGAAGACAGAGAAUGCAGAAGGGUCAGAGCCUGUGAUGAGGAAUAGUCACUCCUCCCCUUGGGUGGAUGAUACAGACUCCCUCAUACCUAACGAUUCUGUGGUCGUGUUUGCAGAGAGGACUGCCCUUUGAUUUUUAAAAAUGAAAAUU
Molecule: messenger RNA, 5016 nt
Organism: Saccostrea cuccullata (small rock oyster)
Lineage: Eukaryota; Metazoa; Mollusca; Bivalvia; Ostreida; Ostreidae
Product: cell adhesion molecule DSCAML1-like
Biological process (GO): cell-cell adhesion; axon guidance; neuron migration
Cellular component (GO): axonal growth cone; cell surface; plasma membrane
Molecular function (GO): protein binding
Source: RefSeq, a predicted model, not a curated record